Peromyscus leucopus (white-footed mouse) is the source of this 7140-nucleotide messenger RNA. It is a transcript of the gene Usp37, whose product is annotated as ubiquitin specific peptidase 37. NCBI's taxonomy places the organism in Eukaryota, Metazoa, Chordata, Mammalia, Rodentia, Cricetidae. The transcript has 26 exons. Gene Ontology annotation, biological process: protein deubiquitination; G1/S transition of mitotic cell cycle. The record is from RefSeq and is a predicted model, not a curated record. Gene Ontology annotation, cellular component: cytosol; nucleus. Gene Ontology annotation, molecular function: cysteine-type deubiquitinase activity; cysteine-type endopeptidase activity. The coding region runs from base 408 to 3344 and encodes 978 amino acids.
UAUGUUCUAGGGCUCCGUGUUUCUGCUGGUGGCCGAAAGGAAGGCUGGUUACAACGGAUGCAGGGCCUCACUCUGUAGCAAGCCUCUUGUCUUAGCCUCCUGUGUGCUGGAUUACAGCUAUGAAUCAUCACGUCAAGCUUAAAGCUCUGGAUUCAUAUUUGGGAUUGAAUCACUGUCAGAAAAUACUUUUAAGCUGAGUUGAUGACUCCUGGAGGGAACCACUGGUCGAGCUGAAGAAUAUGAAUAAUUUCUCAAGAAAAAUACAUUACUUUUGGCACAAGAAGCAGAAUAAAAGUGAAUUAUUAUUACGUGAAAUUUUUCACUAAAAGUCACUGAAAAAAUCUGUCAGGUGAACAUAUAUUUUUGCUUUUUAAUUUGGUUAAAAGCAAUUUAUUUUUGAAGAAAAUAUGUCUCCGCUGAAGAUAUAUGGUCCUAUCAGGAUUCGAAGUAUGCAGACUGGGAUUACAAAGUGGAAAGAAGGAUCCUUUGAAAUUGUGGAAAAAGACAAUAAAAUCAGCCUAGUCGUUCACUACAACACUGGUGGAAUUCCAAGGAUGUUUCAGCUAAGUCAUAACAUAAAAAAUGUGGUACUACGACCCAGUGGAACAAAACAGAGUCGCCUAAUGUUGACUUUACAAGAUAACAGCUUCUUAUCUAUUGACAAAGUACCAAGUAAGGAAGCAGAGGAAAUGAGAUUGUUUCUAGAUGCAGUCCAUCAAAACAGGCUUCAUGCAGCUAUGAAACCUUCUCAAGGGUCUGGUAGUUUUGGACCUAUUCUGGGCAGCAGGGCCCCUCAGAAGGAAACUAGCAGACAGCUUUCUUACUCAGACAAUCAGGCCUCUUCAAAAAGAGGAAGUUUAGAAACAAAAGAUGAUCCAUUUCGAAAAGUUCUUGGCAACCCCAGUCGAGGAUCAAUUAAGACGGUAGCCGGAAGUGGAAUGGCUGUUAGCCGGACAAUUCCUUCUCUGACGCUGACAUCAACACCUCUUAGAUCAGGAUUAUUAGAAAACCGCACUGAAAAGAGGAAAAGAAUGUUAUCUGGCUCGGAGCUGACGGAAGAUUAUCCUAAGGAAAAUGAUUCAUCAUCGAACAACAAAGCUAUGACAGACCCUUCAAGAAAAUACUUAACCAGCAGUAGAGAAAAGCAGCUGAGUUUGAAACAGGCAGAAGAAAAUCGAACAUCAGGGCUUUUGCCUUUGCAGUCAUCCUCAUUUUAUGGGAGCAGAGCUGGAUCCAAGGACUACUCUUCUGGUGGCUCUAGCCUAGACAGGAGUAAUGUUUCAAGCCAGACUCCUUCUGCCAAAAGAAGCUUGGGGUUUCUUCCUCAGCCAACUCCUCUAUCUGUUAAAAAACUGAGGUGUAACCAGGAUUACACGGGCUGGAACAAACCUAGAGUGCCUCUUCCUUCUCAUCAGCAGCAGCUUCAGGGAUUCUCCAACUUGGGAAACACGUGCUAUAUGAAUGCUAUCUUACAAUCUCUGUUUUCACUCCAGUCAUUUGCAAAUGAUUUGCUUAAACAAAGUAUCCCAUGGAAGAAAAUUCCAUUCAAUGCACUUAUCAGACGCUUUGCAAACCUGCUUAUUAAAAAAGACAUUUCUAAUUCAGAGACCAAAAAAGAACUACUCAAGAAGGUUAAAAAUGCUAUUUCAGCUACUGCAGAGAGAUUCUCUGGCUAUGUGCAAAAUGAUGCACAUGAAUUUUUAAGCCAGUGCUUAGAUCAGCUGAAGGAGGAUAUGGAAAAACUGAAUAAAACUUUGAAGACAGAAUCUAUCCUUGGAGAAGAAAAUUCACCAGAUGCUUCAGCCACUAAAGUGUUCACUUGCCCUGUUAUUACGAACUUGGAGUUUGAGGUUCAGCACUCUAUUAUCUGUAAAGCAUGUGGAGAGACUAUUCCCAAAAGAGAACAGUUUAAUGACCUCUCCAUUGACCUUCCUCGGAGGAAAAAGCCUCUCCCUCCUCGGUCAAUUCAAGAUUCUCUCGAUCUUUUCUUUAGGGCAGAAGAACUUGAGUAUUCCUGUGAAAAGUGUGGUGGAAAAUGUGCUCUUGUCCGACACAAAUUUAACAGGCUGCCUAGGGUCCUCAUUCUUCAUUUAAAACGAUACAGCUUCAAUGUGGCUCUCUCACUUAACAACAAGAUAGGACAACAGGUCAUCAUCCCAAGAUACCUGACCCUGUCAUCUCAUUGCACUGAAAAUACAAAACCACCUUUCACUCUUGGAUGGAGUGCACAUAUGGCAAUUUCUAGACCAUUGAAAGCCUCUCAAAUGGUGAAUUCCUGCAUCACCAGCCCUUCUACACCUUCAAAGAAAUUCACCUUCAAAUCCAAAAGCUCCUUUACUUCAUGCCUUGAUUCUGACAGUGAGGAUGAACUAAAACGCUCUGUGGCCCUCAGCCAGAGGCUUUGUGAUAUGUCAGGCAGUGAACAGCAGCAGGAAGAUGUGGAAAAAGAUUCGAAAUUGUGUAGAUUAGAGCCUGGGAAAUCGGAACUGGAGAACUCAGGAUUUGACAGAAUGAGUGAGGAAGAGGUGCUGGCAGCUGUGUUAGAGAUAAGUAGGAGAGAAGCUUCACCCGAGCACAGCCAUGAGGAUGACGAUAAGCCAACCAGCAGCCCUGACACUGGAUUUGCAGAAGAUGAUAUUCAAGAAAUGCCUGAAAAUCCAGAUGCUAUGGAGACUGAGAAACCCAAAACAGUUGCUGAGCCAGAUCCUACUAGUUUUACUGAGAUAACAAAAGACUGUGAUGAGAAUAAAGAAAACAAAACUCCAGAAGGCUCUCAGGGAGAGGUUGACUGGCUCCAGCAGUUUGACAUGGAACGUGAAAGAGAAGAGCAGGAGCUUCAGCAAGCACUGGCUCAGAGCCUUCAAGAACAAGAGGCUUGGGAACAGAAAGAAGAUGAUGACCUCAAAAGAGCUACAGAGUUAAGUCUUCAAGAGUUUAACAACUCUUUUCUGGAUUCCCUGGGCUCAGAUGAGGACUCUGGAAAUGAGGAUGUUUUUGAUAUGGAGUACACAGAAGCUGAAGCCGAAGAGCUGAAAAGAAAUGCUGAGACGGGAAAUCUUCCUCACUCCUACCGGCUCAUCAGUGUUGUUAGUCACAUUGGGAGCACCUCUUCCUCAGGUCAUUACAUUAGUGAUGUGUAUGACAUUAAGAAACAGGCAUGGUUCACAUACAAUGAUCUGGAGGUCUCUAAAAUCCAAGAGGCUGCUGUGCAGAGUGACCGAGAUCGAAGCGGCUACAUCUUCUUCUACAUGCACAAGGAGAUCUUUGAUGAGUUGCUGGAGACAGAAAAAAACUCUCAGGCACUUAGCAUGGAAGUCGGGAAAGCUCCCCGUCAGGCCUCGUGAGGAGCAAACUCCUGGGCUGGCAACAUGAACGGCAUUUCCCUCACUGCCACCCACCUCACCUUUCCUCUGCCUGAAGAGAAUUUGGAAUUCUACUUGAUGCAGGAGCAACACACCGCUCAGGGCCAAACCAAAAGUCAAAAUUCAGUCAUGUGCAACGCUCCAUGCUGUUUAUGGAAACCUUGGUCUCAUCUACAGCUGAUUAUCCUUUUUCUCCUACAAGAGUGACGCUUCCUUUUGUCUUAGAAAUACAUGUUGUAAAUAUAUAUAUGUACAUACCCACACACAUAUACGGAAUGAAUGGAGCCUUAAAGAGCUAGGAUGAGCCACCAGAAGUAGUAUGCCUGCUCACAAUGCCACAGCUGUCUGGAGGAGAACUCUGAGUGUCCAAGUAUUCAUCUGAGGAGGGUGUGAAGAUGCAAAGAGCAUUUGCCUUUUAACUUUUGCUUUUUGAGUGGCUUCACUCGAGUCCAACCUUUCAUGUGUUUCUUAUGAGUAAAGUUCACUGGAAAGCCAGUUACACUAAUAAUAGUUUAUUUUCCUUGUAAGAGGCAUUUCUGUAGCCUGAUUUGAGUUUUAUUUUUCUUUUAAUGUUAUGACUCUCAUGCUGUUUACAUACAGUUUCCAAAAAAAAUGGAUUGUUGGUGCUUUGGAAUGUUACAAUCCCACACUUGGCUAUUUAUUAUGCACUUGGCAUUUUCUCCCAGAGAUGCCUCCACACAGUGUGUUCUUCAUACUCUUCCCACAGUAUGUUGUGGUGAUAAAGCUAAAAGCUUAUAUUUUCUUCUGUAUCGUUUUCCCAUGGAGCAGGCAUAACCCCCAGUGGGUUAAAACCUGUUGAAAAGGUUCAAAGACAGUAUUGCUUCAACUGGGACUCCUUGACAGGGAUGCUUAGGGCAGGGAAGAACUCUCGUCUCUUUAUCUCCCAGGCAGAGAAAGACAAGAGGCAUGCUGCUUUUUACAGUGCAAACUAGACCACUAAAGCUAAACACUGUUGCAGAGGUGGAAAUUAGGAGAAUUAGGGGGGUAGUUGUAGGUAAUUCCAGGAGCUCUCACAGGUGCGCAGUCCAUCUCUUACUUCUUAGGUGCUGAGUUGAGACCAAGUGAGGCUGCAGUGGCAAGUGCUGCCCGCGUCGCUUAGCAGCGCCACCUGCCUGGGUGAGCAGCUAAUGAAACCACGAAAAGAAGGAGCCUGAGGGGAUCAUCAGCUCAAGUGUCCUUAGGAUUGCACAGACUUUAGCAAAAUGAAGCCUGCAUUCAUUUUCUUCCCUGUUUUUUUCUAGCUAUUAUUAUUAAUGGAAGGGUUACUCUGCAUUCUGAGAUACGGAUGAAACCAUAUCAGAUUUUCAGGGGAUGUUAAAGCCCAUCACUGAAGAUGCACCAUCCUUCUGGAAGAUUGUUUUCAGAGAGCUCCAGCUAGAUUCUUGGAACCUGGGUGCAUUCUUACAUAAUCACCUCUUGUAAAGGUCUGAGUCGAAGUUGAGGUGUGAUGACUUCAGUGCUUUUGUGUGACUACUGAUAAACACUUUGACUUUUCCCGUCUACUGCACACAUUGUAGAGAAUGUUCCAGAGUGCACAGGUAGGGUAUGCAGUAGUUUACAACAGAGAAAAAUACUUGUUUUCAAAACUAACUUUAUGUUGGUUUCCUUCUACCAGGAGCCUCGUUUUGUUUUUUGUUUUGUUUUGCUUGAAAGUGACUGCUUAUCUCGGGUGGGGUGGUGAUUGUAUGCGUUAGCAUGCUCUCUCCCACCUCUGCACUGGAGAACUUUAAGCUGUUGAAAUGAUUAGGCUUGAUGGGAGCUCUGCAUUGCAGCAUGGAGGAAAAUACAAAUAAUACCCUGAGCCUAGGCUGCCUCCCGAGCAGCCAAAUUUGAGUUGUUUUCAUGGCUUAUUUAUGUGCUUGUUGGCUUAGAAGUGUACUUGGCACAGAACCUGGUUGGUUUGACCUUCAUGUCUUGGGCAGGACUUGUUAGUUGAAAAUAGGUUACUACUUACAACUUUAGGACCUGGAUUUUACGUUCUGUCCCUGCUAUGGCCUUGUCCGCCUUCCCCUUCUCCCUGCAUUUCUUUCGUUUUCCACUGGACUCCAGUGGCAAUUUUCCUAGACUAUUGAUUUAACACUGAUCCCAGAAUUGGGGGAUAGAGCAGUUAACAUGUUGGCCUAGGAAGUGACAGAAUUUAGAACAGCGGUGUCAGUUCCCUUCAGUCUGCAUAAUAACCUUCUAUGUAAAAUGCCAAGGGUAUGGUUACAUUACUUUAAAUGACUGACCUGGAAUCUCAUAGCAACUAGUACUCUAUGCAAUCUUGAUCUUAGCCAAAGCUUUUUGGAGGAGAAAAUAAACUAAAACUUUUUGUUUGUUUUGUUGGCCCUGUAUUAUGCAAAGUUAAAAAGCGGGUGUGGAUAUUGUUUAGUAGCCAAGACCAUCAUUUAGGCCUAUAGGGAGGCCCGGACUCUUGUUUUGUAGGGAUAGAUGUGUAUAUACACACUCGUAAGUUAUAGCCCAGCAGGAAGAAUAAGUAAAUCAAUGAAUUGUUGUGUUUAUAUUCUGAUUUCAAAUUGGUUGCUUACUUUCUAUGGUCAGGCUUAAGCUAAACAGCUCAGUAGCAGACACAGCAGGAGUAGAUGUAUUUACAUUUUAAGAUGUAGUACUUAACAGGUCGGUUAACUCUAGGUGCAAAUAAUAAACUACAUAUUUUUCUAUCUUUCUCCUUAAUGAAGUAUAAAACUCUUAGGACAAAAGCUCUAAUAGUGAAAACCUCAGCAAAGUAACUGAAUUUUUCUUUCAUACUGCAGUUGCUGUCCUUGUGACCACACAGGUACAUGUGCAGAUCUCUUAACUAGAUCUCAGUACAUGUGAGUCUUGGGUAUAUAGGGACACUUUUAGACAAUUCAACAGCACAACAUGCAGGUUACAGAAGUGUCCCAGUAAAACACUUGUGUCCAUUCCUCUUGCCUACUACAUUACAGUAGGGACAAAACCAGGUUCUGCCCUCUAACAUCUUUUUAAUGCAUUGCUUAAAAUUUUGUCUAUAUUGUCUUACCAUCUAAAAAAAAUACAUAUUUUAUUGGAAAACUAUAGUUUCUGGGCCAUAGGAGUUUUGUAACAGGAUUAUUCUGUCACCAAAGUAGACUCUUGUGUGUUUUGCUUUGGUUACUAGAUCUAAGGCAAUCUCUUUCAUUUAUACAUGAUUAUACAUUGUUUCCUUUCUGUGUGUGCUCUCUAAGGUUUGGAGGUUUUAAUUGUAGGUGUACCCAUACGGAGAAACAUUUUAGUGACAGUGGACUUCAAAGUUAGUCCCUGGGGCCUGAGAGAGAGGUGGGUAGGGGUCUGGUUAGGAUUCAGGUGUGUCAAGACAGAUGGAAGGACAACGGAGGGCAGUUGUCUGAACCAGUCUGUUGGAAGAGUGGGUGAGAGGGAGCCGCCAUGGGGUGUGCACCUGUCCCCUAGCUUCCUUCCUCUUUGCGUCUCCUCCUCAGCUUCCCUGGCCUCUUGGUGGGGCUCUCAGUGCCUGGGGGAGGGAAGCAGGAGCAGGCAAGGCUCCUGCACUUGGCUGAUGGGGCUGCUCCCAGGUUUGCUGGCCACCUUAUUUAUGAGGAGUGACUUCUGGUUCUAAUUAUGUUUGUGUGGAACGGCACUUUAUCUGUGUUUUAGCAGAGUAACUGUUCCUCUGUACCCUUUAUGGAUUUUCCUUGUUUUUGUUUCUUUUUUAAAUUAUACAGAGUUUUGUUUUGGGUUUUUUUUGUUUUUGGGUUUUUUGGUGAGUGUAUGAGAGACAUUAAAGCCUUUAUUAACCUUA